Molecule: messenger RNA, 605 nt
Organism: Suillus subaureus
Lineage: Eukaryota; Fungi; Basidiomycota; Agaricomycetes; Boletales; Suillaceae
Exons: 1
Source: RefSeq, a predicted model, not a curated record
AUGCACGCCCAGGUCACUGUUAUGCAUGCCCAAGUCACUGCUUUGCACGAGUCAUCUCUCAAAGUAGCAGUCGAUGCUGCAACUAUGGCUGCUAAAGCGGAGGCUACUGCCGCUGCUUCCGAAAAAUCAAUGCAAGCUUCUCUCAAGGCAGCAGCCGACGCUGCUACUGUGGUUACUAAAGCAGGGGCUGCCGCUACUUCCGAUAAGUCAAUGCAAGCCACUUGCACCAAGGCUUCCAUCCUCACUCGUGGUGCAGAGCCCCAAGCUUCAUAUUUCUCGCAAUCGGAUGCAGUCGCGACGGAUGCGCUACGUACGAAUCCUGCCAGCUCAGCCGCGACGCGUCAAGUUGCAACUGCUACUAGUGCAGCAUCAGUAUCACGUGGGAUCCUCAGCAUGAGGUCCAGGGUUGUCAGAGCUGCACCGCGUGGCGGACUUUCUAUUACUCCUGGUCGGGGCGGCACUCCAUCCCAUGCUCAGGGUACAACUACCUCCGGUGCAGGGGUGUCUAACUUUGGUACUAUUAGCAAGCGGAGUCGAGAAGAAGUGCCAGAGGCUGAGGUUGAGGAUGAUUCUUUGGUGAAGUGGCUGACCACAUCGAAAUCGCC